AUGGGCUCUGCGCAUCCGGAGGCUUACGGGUAUGUACCAGAUCCCUCAGCACGAAAACCUCUAACGUCCAGCGAGUACUCACUAAACAAACCACAAUCUUCGUUUUAUGGCGAGGAAUCAGAGUCACGCGGGCCAGACUUCAGCAUCCCCCCGUUACCUUCUCUAGAGAAUGAAAAAACAAAUGAGAUCGCGGAGAACAGUAACGACACAACGACAGAAGCACAACCUUCGGAACCUGAGGAACCAGAGCUUCAGGAGGAACCAACAGACGAAAUUUUGGGUAGAAUAGAUCAGGAUCCUUAUGAAGCUCAGCUUCGUGCCCUGAACGCAAUCGAGGCAUGUCGUCUGGAGCAGACUGCACUUUUACAAAGCCUCUUUGAUACAGAACAAGGAGGUAAUCAGACUGAAGGACAAGGUAUGAACAAAACGGAUCGAGUCUUGGUUCCAGGCAGCCUUCUAGAUUGCGUUCACAAGUCCGUUCAACAGCGGUGUCGCUCAAGUGCUGGAACAAGCAGUCUUACAGGUCGCUACGCUUGUGAAGCCGUCUGCGCUAUCGUGCGUGAACGCAUGCCACAGUUAGCGGGCAAAAUUGAUGAUUGUAGACAACCACUCACCUCCUGUACAGAAAGGUUCGUGGCGUUCCAGGUGGCGCCGCGCUGGAUUGACCCGGCGUACGCAAGUUCCGCUGAUUCAGAGUCGGAUCAAAUAAAGGCAAACCAAAACAGUCCACCGAAAGAUUACGUAGCAACCGAAAUAUUCAAUCAUCUCAUUCACUUGUCUCAUUCAUCUUUCAGACGCUGGCAUUUGAAACCAAUCCGAGGAACAAAUCUUUUCUUCCUUGUCGACUAUGCCAUUUCCGGAGCGAGUUCGUUGUCGUGUAAAUGCAACUGCAAGAAAAGAUUUUGGUAUGGAGCACAAAUUAAAAAUAUCCUUUUUACGGUAACAAUCAGACGAGGUUACCGCGUUUUCCGAUAA
This is a messenger RNA of Opisthorchis viverrini, 975 nucleotides long. RefSeq lists its product as hypothetical. Bases 1 to 975 code for a protein of 324 amino acids. The record is from RefSeq and is a predicted model, not a curated record. Lineage: Eukaryota; Metazoa; Platyhelminthes; Trematoda; Opisthorchiida; Opisthorchiidae. The transcript has 2 exons.